CUCUGUGAUCACAGAGUCAGAGCAGACCGACACCACCUUCACCUGCUCACCACCCCCGAGCAACUGGACAACCAUUGCCUACUUCAAUGAUCUACACUUUUUCCUACCAACUAUUCUCUCUCUCAAUUUACACUAUCGAACAGAAAAUUUGAGUUAAGAAAUAUGACUCUUGGUUUCACAUGAAAAUUGUGAUUGCUAGAGCUCAAAUCCAGCUUAAUUCGAUGAAUAUGAGUCGCUAUACUUGAUUUCCUUUUUUUAGCUGGCGAUUCUUUCUUCAAAUGUCUGUCACUGAGCUGAAAAAGCGACAAGAGGCGGCGACGGAGACCUUGAACAAUCUAAGAGAGCGGUUGAGGCAGAGGCGGCUUCAGUUGCUCGACACAGACGUUGCGACUGAUGCGAGGGGGCAGGGAAGGGCUCCGGUCACAUUCGGCCCCACCGAUCUAGUGUGUUGCAGGACGCUUCAAGGACACACUGGAAAGGUUUAUUCCUUGGAUUGGACUCCUGAAAGGAAUAGAAUUGUCAGUGCUUCUCAAGAUGGGCGGUUGAUAGUGUGGAAUGCUCUAACCAGCCAGAAAACUCAUGCCAUAAAGCUGCCUUGUGCAUGGGUCAUGACAUGUGCUUUCGCUGUGAGUGGACAAUCUGUUGCCUGUGGGGGACUUGAAAGUGUGUGCUCAAUUUUUAACCUGAAUUCACCAACUGAAAAAGAUGGGAACAUACCGGUAUCAAGAAUGCUUAGUGGGCAUAAGGGUUAUGUCUCCUCCUGUCAGUAUGUUCCAGAUGAGGAUACUUGCCUCAUCACUGGUUCUGGUGAUCAAACGUGUGUUCUGUGGGAUAUUACAACAGGCCUUAGAACUUCUGUUUUUGGAGGAGAAUUUCAGUAUGGACAUUCAGCUGAUGUAUUGAGCAUCUCGAUAAACGGAUCAAACUCUAGAAUGUUUGUCUCUGGUUCUUGCGAUGGAACUGGCCGAUUGUGGGACACUCGUGUUGCAAGUCGUGCUGUGCGUACUUUUCAUGGUCAUGAGGGAGAUGUUAAUACUGUAAAGUUCUUCCCCGAUGGCAACAGAUUGGGAACUGGCUCAGAUGAUGGAACUUGCAGGUUAUUUGACAUUAGGACGGGGCACCAACUUCAAGUAUACUAUCAGCAGAAUGGUGAUGGUGAAGUCCCUCACGUGACUUCCAUUGCAUUCUCCAUUUCAGGAAGGCUUCUCAUUGCUGGAUACUCCAAUGGGGAUUGCUAUGUAUGGGAUACUUUAUUGGCAGAGGUUGUUUUGAACCUGGGAUCCCUCCAGAACUCACAUGAAGGCAGAAUAAGCUGUCUGGGUUUGUCAGUAGAUGGGAGUGCCUUAUGUACAGGAAGUUGGGACACAAACUUAAAGGCACUUCUCAAGGGCCUAUGCUCUCAGGCACUUCUCAAUGGUCUAGAUCGAGCUUAAUAUGUGAGAGUUUUGAUAACUAAGGACACACUGGAGGACUUUAAGCAUAAGUGGCUUAUGUUAUAAGCCAAUCUUUUUUUACAUAUUCCAACAGAUAACAACUCUAAGAAGAAAGAUGAGUGAUAGGCCCAUUGGCAAGGUUUACAAGAGGACAAGGCCUGCACAUCCAAUUGUGACAAGUGGCUAAGCACAAGUGGACCAGCUGGUGUUUUAUUAUUAGUAGUAGCUGAUAUUUUAGUGCUUUCUGUUAUUCUGUAGGGUUUCAUGCUGUUGGGUAUUUAAGUGGAGUGUCUCUGCUGGUUCUGUAGGUACCUUUUGGAUAGUGGUUUUGGGAGGCCCUGGCACCUCGAAUGCUCAGGAGUUGUUCACAAUAUUAUCUCUGUAUAUAUUGAUAUUUUCCUUGGUUCUUAUCAAUAUCAGUAUAUCGAUUACAUCUGGGUUA
This is a messenger RNA of Tripterygium wilfordii, 1875 nucleotides long. RefSeq names its product guanine nucleotide-binding protein subunit beta-2-like. Gene Ontology annotation, cellular component: heterotrimeric G-protein complex; cytoplasm. The record is from RefSeq and is a predicted model, not a curated record. Lineage: Eukaryota; Viridiplantae; Streptophyta; Magnoliopsida; Celastrales; Celastraceae. Gene Ontology annotation, biological process: G protein-coupled receptor signaling pathway. The transcript is spliced from 6 exons. The coding region runs from base 279 to 1433 and encodes 384 amino acids. Gene Ontology annotation, molecular function: signaling receptor complex adaptor activity; protein binding.